CAUGUGAUGAGUGAUCAUUGAUUCAAACCAUUUGAUGCACUCAUUGAUGCCAACCAUGGAUCCCAUCAAAGACUGUUCACAACUCUUCAAAACUAGAUUCAAAGUUCUGGAGCUGUACUCAGGCAUCGGAGGAAUGCAUUUCGCCAUUAAAAAUUUGCCGAUAGAUUCAUACGAUUUGAUUGCCAUUGAUAUCAACACUUCAGCAAAUGGUGUCUAUAUUCACAACCAUUUGUCACACAAUUGCCAACAAAUGGAGAGAAAUAUUCUGUCGAUUAAUGAAAACCAUUUCAAUGAGUGGGCCAUCGAUUUGCUGACUAUGAGCCCUCCCUGUCAGCCCUUCACCAGAAUAAGGAAACUUCCGAAAUAUAUAUUAGUAGAAAAUGUGAAGGGAUUUGAGACAUCGGAUGCGCGACAACUGUUGAUCCAAACGCUGAGUUCUUGUGGUUAUGGAUAUCAAGAAUUCCUGUUAUCUCCGAAUCAGUUAAAUGUUCCCAAUUCUCGAUUGCGAUACUAUUUAAUAGCAAAACGUGGCAAACAAUUUAAUUUCAAUUCAAAUAAUGAAGAAUUUGUGGCCAAACCUCCAGAUAUUGAUCCCAAGAACUUGUGCUCGUUUUGUACAAACAUUUUGUUUCAAUCAAAAGACCAGAAUUUAAGACCAAUUAGUGAUUAUUUAGAAAACCUGGAUGACAUUCAGAUUCAAAGUUAUCUCUUGCCGGAUAAAAUUUUGUCCAAAUAUUUCAUGAUUUUAGAUAUCGUUAAAAGUGAUUCUCUGAGCACUAAUUGCUUCACAAAAAGCUAUUCCCAUCGCAUAGAAGGCACCGGAUCUGUACUCCAGACUUCAGAUCACGACAUACAAGAAGUCUGUCGUCAACUCAACGAUUGCCAAACCGAUGAGCAAAAGAUUGUUAUUUUACGAUCACUUGGACUCAGAUUUUUCACACCCAAAGAAAUCUCCAAUUUAAUGUCAUUCCCAACACAUUUCGACUUUCCCGAAGACUUGACAAUUAAACAAAAGUAUCGAUUACUCGGAAACUCAGUGAACGUCAAAGUAAUUGAAUAUUUGCUUAAAUUACUUCUCAAUGAUUGCGAGCUUAAGGCACAGAUAUAG
Oppiella nova is the source of this 1108-nucleotide messenger RNA. Lineage: Eukaryota; Metazoa; Arthropoda; Arachnida; Sarcoptiformes; Oppiidae. The record is from the annotation of a GenBank genome assembly.